CCGUCUCGUAUGCAUGCCUAUCCCGGGAAUGGUGUAGUCAGCCCGUAUCUGAAUUAUUUAUAGACUCGUGCCAGCUGUUUGUUUUUUUUUAAUUUUUUUAAUUAUUAUUCCGCUUGUGUGCACUGUUAGGAAAUGCGUUUUGCCUCCCUUUUUUCUCAAUAUAUUAAUGUCUUUGUUGGGGAGCGGUUUUUAUCCCCUUCAGACCCCUCUAAUACAAAAUUGAUGCUUAUUUUUCCCUUCAGGAAGGGGACGCUUUGAGGAUAAUCAUGCUUCACAGAAGAACGGCACCGACCUCCAGUUGCUUUAAACACAACCUCCUCCACUAGGGCUCCAGGGAAAAAAAAAAAGAAAAAAAUAAUUAUAAGAAUAAUCAUUAAAAAGGCAAAAGGAAUGCUUACUCUGGAACCUGCAUUUGAUGAUCCUCACCUCUCGCGCUGAAUAUCCUCUGAAGUGAUUCUCUCCAGCUUUUGAAUUUGCACCACUUCAAGACGCAAGAUUGCCACAAAGAAUCCUCUAAUUUUUUUUUAAAGCCAAAUAGGAUUUUCUUUCAACUCAUUCCCCUGCAUUUGCCCCCCGACCCUUAUUCUUCUUAUGUGGAUAUGCAAGCAAGAAGAGGAGACUGGACAUUCCCAACAUGCUCUCUCCCUUGAUCUGUCCGUCUAGAGGUUCUGCUUCUACUAACCAAGGGAGUGUAAGUGCCAAAGAUGAGGCCCAGGGUGGAGUGCUACUCUCCAAGGUUUUGGCUGGUGCUGGCAGUCCUUGCGACAACAGGGAGUGGGGCCCAUGCCCAGAAAAGCCACCCGAGCAUUGGCAUUGCAGUCAUCCUGGUGGGGACCUCAGACGAAGUGGCCAUCAAAGAUGCCCACGAGAAAGAUGACUUCCACCACCUAUCAGUGGUGCCUCGGGUAGAGCUGGUGGCCAUGAAUGAAACAGAUCCCAAAAGCAUCAUCACCCGCAUCUGUGACCUCAUGUCAGAUCGGAAGAUUCAAGGGGUGGUAUUUGCUGAUGACACCGACCAGGAAGCCAUUGCCCAGAUCCUGGACUUCAUCUCUGCCCAGACCCUCACUCCCAUCCUGGGCAUCCAUGGAGGCUCCUCUAUGAUCAUGGCAGAUAAGGAUGAGUCAUCCAUGUUUUUCCAGUUUGGCCCAUCAAUAGAACAGCAAGCCUCUGUCAUGCUCAACAUCAUGGAAGAAUAUGACUGGUACAUCUUCUCCAUUGUCACUACUUACUUCCCUGGUUACCAGGACUUUGUGAACAAGAUCCGCAGUACCAUUGAGCACAGCUUUGUGGGUUGGGAACUGGAGGAGGUCCUCCUGUUGGACAUGUCCCUGGACGAUGGGGACUCAAAGAUCCAGAACCAGCUCAAGAAGCUCCAAAGCCCUGUUAUCCUCCUCUACUGCACAAAGGAAGAGGCCACCUACAUUUUUGAGGUGGCCAACUCUGUGGGUCUGACAGGCUAUGGUUACACGUGGAUCGUGCCCAGCCUGGUGGCAGGGGAUACAGACACAGUGCCAUCCGAGUUCCCCACUGGGCUCAUCUCUGUCUCAUAUGAUGAAUGGGACUAUGGUCUUCCUGCCAGAGUGAGGGAUGGAAUAGCCAUAAUCACCACGGCUGCUUCUGAUAUGCUGUCUGAACACAGCUUCAUCCCUGAGCCCAAGAGCAGCUGUUACAACACCCAGGAGAAAAGGAUUUACCAGUCCAACAUGCUCAACAGGUAA
Molecule: messenger RNA, 1718 nt
Organism: Falco peregrinus (peregrine falcon)
Lineage: Eukaryota; Metazoa; Chordata; Aves; Falconiformes; Falconidae
Product: glutamate receptor ionotropic, NMDA 2B-like
Exons: 3
Coding region: 705-1718 (337 amino acids)
Source: RefSeq, a predicted model, not a curated record